AUGGCACCUGCUCGGAGGACAGGCGAGGCCCCUUCAGGACCGCAGGGGCCAACGCCUACUCCGCGCACCAAACAACGGCCGCCGCCGCCGCCAUUUUACCUACCAUUGAACAUCGCACUCUACCUUUGCAUUAUCACCAAUGUGAUUUCAGCCCUCUACGCGCCGAUACAGGAUUGUGACGAAGUCUUUAACUUCUGGGAACCAACGCAUUAUCUCAACCAUGGAUACGGGCUUCAGACGUGGGAGUACUCCCCGGUGUACUCAAUCCGAAGCUGGCUGUAUGUCUCUACACAUGCCCUGGUGGGCAAAAUCGGAUCGUUUGCUCUAAGCAGCAAGUCUGCAGAGUUCUAUGCGAUCAGAUGCUUCCUUGCGCUGGUGUGCGCUGCUUGCGAGACCCGUCUCUACUCCGCCAUCUGUCGCACCUUGAGCCCCCGCAUCGGCCUUCUCUUCCUCAUGGUCGUCGCAUUCACCCCGGGCAUGUUCCAUGCGUCAACCGCCUUCCUACCAUCUAGCUUCACCAUGUAUAUGUCGAUGCUGGGUCUGACGGCGUUCUUGGAUUGGCGAGAUGGCCAGAAAACGGCGCAGGGAAUCAUGUGGUUUGGGCUCGGGGCGAUUGUCGGCUGGCCGUUUGCCGGUGCUCUCAUGCUUCCUCUUCUACUGGAGGAGGUUGUCAUCGGCUUAUUGUCAUCAAACAUGAGAGGGAUGUUCUUAAGCGUCCUGGAUGGCGCGAUGAGGUGUUUUGUAAUUCUGGCUCUUGAAAUUGCCGUAGACUACGCUUUCCUGCGUAAACUUGUCAUUGUACCCUGGAACAUCGUUGCGUACAACGUUUUUGGCGGAGAGGGAAGAGGUCCCGAUAUAUUCGGGGUUGAGCCUUGGACCUUCUACAUCCGGAACUUGCUGCUCAACUUCAACAUCUGGUUUGCGUUCGCUAUGGCCGCUGCGCCGCUGCUUGCCCUUCAGGCGCUUUUCCGCCCCAAGGCGACUAGUGUGCAGACCUUGCUCAGAACCGUGACACUUAUCACCCCGUUCUACAUGUGGUUCGCCAUCUUCACAGCUCAGCCGCAUAAGGAAGAGCGGUUCAUGUUCCCAGCAUAUCCAUUCCUCGCACUCAAUGCGUCCAUCGCCUUCCACAUGAUUCUGUCGUUCGUUGGCUCCAGUAACCCCAAUGUGUCAGCUGGGAGUAUGUUACCGAAGAUCAAGCUGGCAGUGAUCAUGUCAAUAAUCCUAAUGGCCCUCAAUUCUGGUCUCCUGCGGAUUUUCGGGAUCAUGAGCGCCUACAAUGCUCCGCUGAAGGUAUUCGAACCGUUGGCACAGCCCGGGGUCGCCCAGCCAGGCGAUACGGUGUGUUUUGGCAAGGAGUGGUACCGGUUUCCCUCGUCCUUCUUCCUCCCCAGCGACCUGCGGGCCAAGUUUGUUCGCAGCGAAUUCCGAGGACUGCUUCCGGGUGAGUUUCCUGAGGCUGCGGACUUCUCUGCGCUCUUUGAAGGGACGUCGCGGAUUCCCACGGGCAUGAACGAUCGCAAUGAAGAAGAUCUCGGAAAAUACACCGACCUCUCGCAAUGUUCCUUCCUGGUAGACUCGGAGUUCCCGAGCCGGAAGGCAACCGAGCUGGAGCCAGAUUACAUCCACGAGGACACGCAGUGGGAGCAGCUGGCGUGUCAUAGCUUCCUGGACGCAUCCCAGACGGGUCUUCUGGGGCGGCUGAUCUGGACUCCGGAUUUGCCAAUCACCCCAGAGCCUCUUCGGCGGAAAUGGGGCGAGUACUGUCUGCUGCGGAGACGCAGCGACGUUACAGUAAACGCUGCAUAG
Messenger RNA from Aspergillus tubingensis, 1809 nucleotides. Its product is annotated as dolichyl-P-Man:Man(6)GlcNAc(2)-PP-dolichol alpha-1,2-mannosyltransferase. Gene Ontology annotation, biological process: protein N-linked glycosylation. Bases 1 to 1809 code for a protein of 602 amino acids. The transcript has 4 exons. The record is from RefSeq and is a predicted model, not a curated record. Gene Ontology annotation, molecular function: alpha-1,2-mannosyltransferase activity. Gene Ontology annotation, cellular component: endoplasmic reticulum membrane. NCBI's taxonomy places the organism in Eukaryota, Fungi, Ascomycota, Eurotiomycetes, Eurotiales, Aspergillaceae.